ACAGAACAGGCUACUGACGAGGGCAAGAUAAGGCAUGUAGGGAGGAGUGUAAGGGAGGAGUGAAACAGUGUCAAAGUGCGUGAGGUGCGUGCCAGCAGAUGCCAGAGUGCCGGAGGUGGCGUGGAGCACCGCCGUGCGGGGCAAUGACGGUCUCUGUACGUUCAAUGGUGCGGAGCGCCAGGAACACCAACAAGAAAUGAAACCAGCUGACAACCGCACGAAGCGGGUGGCGGUGGGCCGACCCGGCGGCAGCGGUGGCCAGUCUGAGUGUGUCCGGGGUGCGGGACACAGGUGCCGCGCACACCGCCACACGGUACACAUGCCCCUCUCGGGGAAUGACCUUUGGGGUCUGGUGGCCGAGGCCGUGGGUGGCAUGGGCGUGGGCCGCGUGGUGGCUGCGGCACGUGCUGGGCUGGCAGGUCUGGCGGGGCUAGUGGCGGGCCCUCCUCAGCUGGUACUGGUGGGCCUGGAUUCUUCGGGCAAGACAACGGCGCUGUUGCGGCUCAAAUAUGGCCACUACGUCAACACGGUGCCCACCGUCGGUUUUAACUGUGAGCGGUUACGGCGAGGCGGCUGUUCUUGGGUGGCGUGGGACGUGGGCGGCGCUGAGCGGAUACGGCCGCUGUGGCGCGCUUACACUCGCGGCGCCGACGCAGUGCUCUUCGUGGUGGAUUCCAGCAGUGCCGCUGACCGUCUGGAGGAAGCACGGCACGAGCUGCACGCCCUUGUACGGCGCCAGGCGACGCAAAGUGCAGCGCUACGACGAUCGCGCCCGCCGGUGUUGGUGUUAGCCAACAAACAAGAUCUGCCCGGCGCUAGGUCGCCCGCUGAUAUGACCGACGCCCUCGGCCUGGCUGACCUGCCGCCUUGUCAACCCUGGGCCCUCGCCCCAGCCUGCGCUGUCACAGGUGAGGGUCUACCGGAAGCCAUGACAGACCUGCGCCGUCUCUUCCUCAAAGCUCGUCGAACCUCCCCCUCGCGUGGCUAACACUCCUCCUGCACUCUUGGGCUGCGGGUCACCAAUUAUAAUGCCACUUCUCGCUGCUCUGUCCCGCCCAAACACCAUUACACCCCGUUUCACCUGGCAAUAAGGCUGGGGAGGGCGGUAAGGAAGCAAGGUGUUGAAGCAAAUCGUUUACUUGGCUGUGUGUGUGUAUCGCUAUGGGAGUCACUAGUGUUGGGAAGCAAUUGUGAUAAAGAGAAAGCCUGAUGAUUCUAAAAUCAUCAACGCCAGCGCCCCGCGUGUGUGUGUGUGUGUGUCUGUGUGUGUUUGUGUGUGUGUUAUUUAAGAAAACGUAUUAUUUUUAUCAUUAUGUACAAAACCAAAUUAUUAUUUAUUGUGUACAAAUCAAACCCACAUAUCAUCCUUUUAUAUAUCAAUCAUUCCUCUACAUGCCCCUUCUAAAAUGUGUAAAUAGCUAUGCAGUGCAGCAAAUAUAUCAUCAUAUCCUUUCAAA
This is a messenger RNA of Scylla paramamosain (green mud crab), 1457 nucleotides long. Its product is annotated as ADP-ribosylation factor-like protein 4C. Bases 197 to 988 code for a protein of 263 amino acids. Gene Ontology annotation, cellular component: cytoplasm; plasma membrane. Gene Ontology annotation, molecular function: GTP binding; GTPase activity. The record is from RefSeq and is a predicted model, not a curated record. Gene Ontology annotation, biological process: intracellular protein transport; vesicle-mediated transport. The transcript has a single exon. NCBI's taxonomy places the organism in Eukaryota, Metazoa, Arthropoda, Malacostraca, Decapoda, Portunidae.